Protopterus annectens (West African lungfish) is the source of this 1540-nucleotide messenger RNA. Its product is annotated as pleckstrin homology domain-containing family F member 1-like. Gene Ontology annotation, molecular function: metal ion binding; phosphatidylinositol binding. The coding region runs from base 153 to 986 and encodes 277 amino acids. The record is from RefSeq and is a predicted model, not a curated record. Lineage: Eukaryota; Metazoa; Chordata; Ceratodontiformes; Protopteridae. The transcript has 2 exons.
UAUAGAGUGCAAUAGAAAGAAAGAGAGAGAGAGAGAGAAGGUAUCUAGUUACACAAGAACUCAGUUCAGUUGCUCAAUUCUGCAGAACUCAGUAGAAAUUUGCUUUAUAAACAACAGUGGGGGUUUGAAAGCCAGCAGCACAGAACCAAACAAUGAAGGACACGGAACACACAGUACAUAGCCAAUGCAACAUACAAAAUAUUGCUGUGGUUGAAAAUUGCUUUGGAGUGUCUGGACAACCCUUAGCGAAAGAGGGGCGCAUUCUGGUGGGUGAAGGAUUACUAAAGAAAGAAUGCAGAAAAAGAGCAAAGUUCAGAAUAUUCUUCCUAUUCAAUGACAUUCUGGUUUAUGGAAGAAUUCUGAUUUUGAAUAGAAAAUACAUUAAACAACGUAUUCUUCCACUGGCAGGCCUCACUGUUGAAUCCUUACCAGACAUGGAGAAAAUCCAGAAUCGGUGGAUGAUCAAGUCUGAAAAGAAAUCGUUUGUAGUUUCUGCCCCAACGUUUGCAGAGAAGAAAGAAUGGAUGAGACAUAUUGAGGACUGUGCAAAACUAGCAGAGCUCCAGACUGGUAGAUUGUCAACUAUGGAACAUGCUGCUCCUUGGAUACCUGACAAAGCCACGGACAUUUGCAUGCGCUGUACAAAAACCAAAUUCAGUUUUCUACAUAGGCGGCAUCACUGCAGAAAAUGUGGUUUUGUGGUGUGUGGAGUCUGCAGUAGCCAAAAGCUGUCUAUUCCCACGAUAUCUAAACAGCCACAGAAAGUGUGCCUAUUGUGUUACAAGAUGUCUCUUUAUAAUGAAAGAAAGCAGCAGGAAUCAAUAGAGCAGACAGAGCACAGCUGUUCUUUUGUCUCAGACUAUGAAUUAUACAGUAAUGAUGAUCUAAGUGAUAACACUACUGAUGAUGAUGGUGAGACAUGUGAUCACUGGACAUAUGAAGAAUAUGAUUUACCAAUUAUAUUUUGGUCCACAUUUCAAAGUUAAAUUUUCACAUUUUGCUAAACAUUUUUCAUUGAAGUCAUAAACUGUGCGUUUCAUUUGCCCAAGGAUAAUUGAAAGUUGAAUAAAGACUUCAUGUAUAAACUUUUCAGAGUUCUAAACCACACUCAUUAUAGUUUGAAGUGUCACAUAGUUUAACCAUCCCAGGAACUGAGUAAAACUGCUAAAGAUGUUUAUGUCUGCUAAAAUUCUCUUAAAAGGAAAUGUUAUCCAUAUUUGUCUCAGUAUUGUUACCACAGUUGUUACCACAUUUCCAAUAAGAUAACCUUUCAGUAUGCUUUCUCCUCCUAUCAAAAUCACUGCCAUGCAAAAUGAAGGCAAAACACAACUGUAUUACUAUUUAAUUGUUAAACAGGAAGUCAGCAUAUGUAACUGUGAAUAUUUUUUAUUUUUCUAUUUUUUUACUUUCUCAUUGCGACUUUUUUUAUACUACAUUUGUAUUACAGAAAGUUCACACUAUGUAAAAAAUAUUAGGUUAUGUUCCAUGGAUUUUUAUGUAUAGUUAUUUUUCGUCUAGAAUAAAAAUAUAUUUUUUUACU